AUGGCUCUCCAAGUGAAGAAGGAAGUGAUGAGACUGAGAGUGAAGAGGAAGGAGAAGAGAUGUGGAGCUAGUUCUCAAGAACAUGCACUUGGCCAAGCUCUUCUCUUAUCACAUGGAAUCCUACAAGGAGCUCACUUGCGAGUUCUUAGCUUCAAUGAGGUACCACAUGUACGAGAGGAAGAUAGAGCUGAUUUGGACCAAGGAUUGGGAUGGAUCACGUUCUUGGCUAAGGGAGAGAAGAGAAUGGUGACCUUUAGGCAGUUGGAGAUCUUGUUUGGGUUCAACUAUGGAGAAGGUACCAAGUGGAACUUCAAGGAGAAGGAACUCCAAAGGGUUUGGGCUACAAUCGCUGAUGGAGAGUACUCUUCCUCAAGGUCCAAGGCUGCUCAAAUCAGGAGCCCAGUGUUGAGUAUGUGCACAAGGCACUUGCCAACACCUUCUUUGCAAGGAAGGCAACCGGGACAAUCAACGAGGGGGAACUCAAGUUUCUUGACAUGGGAAUCAAGCCCAUUCUCUCACGCACAAGCGAUGGCAAGAGGAUCAGGGGAGAUAGAUCAACACAGGGAACUUGAUGCCUUUCCUUGA
Molecule: messenger RNA, 585 nt
Organism: Microthlaspi erraticum
Lineage: Eukaryota; Viridiplantae; Streptophyta; Magnoliopsida; Brassicales; Brassicaceae
Source: the annotation of a GenBank genome assembly